This is a messenger RNA of Sclerotinia trifoliorum, 1632 nucleotides long. Lineage: Eukaryota; Fungi; Ascomycota; Leotiomycetes; Helotiales; Sclerotiniaceae. The record is from the annotation of a GenBank genome assembly.
GUAUGUACCUCCAAACAGUUGUUUUGCUUGGAACAUUCUCGUUUCAAAAUUCCUCUACUAGGUACACCAUAGGUACCUACCUGUCUAUCAAUUAAAUAAUUCAAAGAACGUCACAAUAUGCUCCUCACGUCAAACUUUUAUUUAAAUCAUCAACGUAUCUUCUCAUCUCAGUGAAACCUGGUGAGAUCACAGCUCCUUCCUUGUUAAGGCGUGACCCUUAUCAUUUUUUUGCCCUGAUAAACACACUAUCACUGUUAGCCUGAUUGCCUACCUUCUACCUUUCAAUCAUAACUCAAGGAAUAACAUAGCUUUCAACCACCAACGAUAAACUUACUUCCCGCAUGGUCAACUGUUGAAAUCUUCAACAAUGGCACAUAUUUCAGGCGUAGGGGCCUUCUUUGUCAUAGUUUUAACCGUCGCUGUCAUCGGAGGGUCUGCUUGGAUCAUAUAUACACAUUUGCGCGCACGACGAUUGGGCUUACCACAACCAUCUUUAUCAUCCUACAACCCAUUCAGCGGCGGAUCCGAUAGGUAUGGGGGUUCCGGGUCGGGACAAGGUGGAAUGGUCGGAUGGGUGAAGGACAAAGUUAAUGGUUUGAAAAAUCGCAAUAAUCGAUCAGCAGGAGGAGCAUAUGAGGAGCCAUUGAGCAGCAACGUACGUGGUCGCGCAGCAAAUCGAGGUUUUGGUCCACUGGAUCCUGAUGACGCAUGGGAUGCCCGAGUAGGAACUGAAGCGGAUGCAUAUGGACCUGGAGGAUAUUUUGAGGAACAAGAGCUUGGCUUACAUGGCGGAAAUUCGGGUGUCGCGGGAGCGUCGGGUACGGCACCUACGGGCUUCUCAAGUCCUCCUCGUGGUAGAAGCUUGAGUCGCGAACCGGAACCAUAUAUCGGGGGAUCAAAAGCUGGGCUCGAUAGACGUUAUGAUGAGGAGAUGGGAUUACAACCAGCGAAGAAUCCUUUCGAUGACCCAAACCAACUGAGAGGUGUUAGUCCUCGACCAAUGGAGUCCAACACAAAGAACCAUAAGGCGCACGAUGACAAUCAUUCGGAGAGGAGAUCAAUAUUUAGGGAGGAUAUGUAGGGGAAUCAUGAAUGGAGGUUACGAUUUCUAAAUGGCGACACGGUACAAUGGGUUAAUGAAUCUGCGAUGCUUACCGGGCGUGGCUAUAUUUAUAUGGAGCGAAGGAAAAUCACGAAUGCACAUCCUAUUUCAAAAGCUGAACCACAAUAUUCUUCCAAAGUUACCUAGCAAUGAUCAUCUGAAUGUGAAGAGCUAGGAAACGUACUAAUCAGGUACCUCGGCUUUAUUGAAGCUGUGCAUAAGUUUGAUGUUUCUCUAUCGGUCUGUCCAGGAUGAGAGAAAGCUCUCAUGAGCUAAUAUAUCAGUACCUGGUGCUGAUCUCUAUGUGGCCCAUGAAAAUUAUCAUUUCCACGAUAUCCUUCUGCAAAGAAGACCGGUGGUACGCUGCCUUCCUUUCACAGUCAAACGGACGUCACUCAAGAAUGUUACAAACCGACCUCCCUCUUGUCUUCUGUUCUACUUCUAAUGAGUGCGACACAAUUACUGUUCUAUACUAUACUCUAGAAUUCACCUUCUUGAUCCCACCAGUUCCUGCCCAAAGUGCUCCCCAC